Rangifer tarandus platyrhynchus (Svalbard reindeer) is the source of this 2190-nucleotide messenger RNA. NCBI's taxonomy places the organism in Eukaryota, Metazoa, Chordata, Mammalia, Artiodactyla, Cervidae. The record is from the annotation of a GenBank genome assembly.
AUGCGGCCUCUUUGUCCGUCUCCGGCCCCGGGUAGAACCCCCGACGCCGCCAGGCUGGCCGAGAGGGAGCUUGAGCCCUGGGGCCUGCAGGAAGGGCCCCGUCCAGAAAAGCCUGCUGAGGCAGACACCGAUGGGAGACCUAGCAGCGUGGGCCUUAGGUGGGCCCAAACCCAGAGGCACUGUGCCCCCCGAAACCCUGAGGCAGCCUCUAGGGCUGGAGCCGUGUUUGGGAGGAUGAAGCGGGGCGGCGCCCGGACGUCCCCCGCAGCUGCAGGACGUGUGGAGGCCAAGCGCUGCCGUACCACGAUUGGCUCCAUCAUCCCUCCGAAAAGCACCAGCGGGGUCCUGAGCCAGCCGAGCACAGAGCCCACUGCAGAGGCGCCAGGCUUCUGGGCACCUGUCCACCACCUCACCCCUGCCCACACCAACACCUUUGAAUUCAGCGCACGCUUGAGCUCGAGGCCACGGCUCUGUGACUUGCGCGGCUGUGGAGAGGGUGACGUUGCCAUUGGUGACCACAGGUGUCCUGGCAGCCUGAACAGAAAGGCUACUUCAGGCUCCAACAAGGGCCAGGUUUCCAGGGGCGACAGCAGCAGAGCCUUGGCCUGGCAGGCGCCCAGCUCUGCCCCGACCAGCUCGGCGGCGAGCUCCCUGGAAGCUCCCCUCCCCCAGGCCUCAGUUUCCCCACCUGGAACACCCCGUGAGAGGAAGGAUGAACCGGGAGGCCUCUGGGAUGCUGGUCCAGUCUCCAUGGAGACCAGCUCACUCUCUCUCCUGGGCCAGUCUCCGCAUGGUUACAUUGGAAAAUGGUGGGCCCUAGCCAUAUGCCUCCUGCUGGUGGCUGACCUUGAUUUUGAGAGCUCUGGACCGCCAGAGAUGGAGGGGCCUCCGGGCUUUUGUUCUCUGAACAAGAACGCCGGUGCCGGGCACAGGACGGGAGCCAGGCCGAGCUGGAGGGUGUCCGUGCCGCAGCCCUACCCGCACGCCCGCGCGCUGGCUGGGCAAGGGGGCGGCGCCUCUGUGUGCGGUCUGAGUGCUCAGGGUGUUGAGGUUUGGCUGCAGCUGAAUGAGGGGGACCCCACGGCUCUGGCACGGGCCAUGCUGUCCUCUCUUCUGUCGCUCGUGGGCACCGCGAGGCAGCUGCCCGGACGCGGGAUCGCGGCUCUCGGCGGCGGCGCGGCAGGCUCACGGACGACCUUGCCCUCGUCCCGAGGCCCGGCUCCGCCCGCAGCCCCCGGGCGUACUCCCGCUGUCCGCCGGCCCGGGUACCGCGCGGCCUUCGGGUCUUUUCCGAGGCGCACGGAGGCGCGGGAGAGAGCCCCGCGGGGACGGGAUGAAGAGCCGCCGCCACAACCGAAGCGCAGGGCCAAGGCCACCUGUCGGGACACCCCGAACUCCAAUGAACCCUGUGACCGCAAGGCCGGGUCCAGGGCCACGGGCAGGGAGCGAUCUAGGAGGCUGGGGCUCCGAGAUCGCACUCCGCCGCCGCAGGCACUGGCUCGACCUUCCCCUAGCGCGGCGCCCCGGAGCUGUCCCGGGCGCACGGCCUCCGUCAAGUCGGGCAGGCUAGAGGAGGAGAGCCCAGAACCUGUGGGCGCAGGGCAGGAGCCCGCGGGCGCCAUCGGAAGCAGGCACGGGAGGGCAGCGCGGCGCAGACACUUGCUCUCAGCCCCGCGACCCUUGGAGGCUGGGACGCCCAGCCCUCCGGGGAGGGCGCGGCCACCCACGCCGCCGCGGCCGUGUGAACCUGGCCGUGACCUAGGCCCCGGGGCGCUGCGGGUCGGGGGGAGGGGCUCUGCUUGGCCACCAUUUGCCAGCCCCGCGGCACCAUCCCGAGAGACCGGUCCACAGUCGGGAGACUCCCAGGUCGACCUGCUUCAAGCCCAGCCGACCCCCAAUGCCCCGAAACCCCAGGCCGGCCUGGGCGACUGGGCCCCGCAGGCGCCAGGCACCGGAGAGGGAGGGCCCCGAGGGCCUGGGGCGCCGUUCCAAAGGCCAGAAAAUGGAAACUGUGCGAAAAGAAUCUCCAAAUCCGGCCGGGCCCAAAGCCCACCGGCUUACAUAAAGCCCCAGGAGCCCGCCCGCCCGCCCGCGGCCUCCCCUCCCGGGGGUGAACAAUCGGCCGGCCCCUGGCCAGGCCGUCCUGGGGUUGGCACCACCACCGACCCCCUGACCAAGGGCCUGGCGUGA